ACUGAAAAAGAUUCCCAAAUGUCUCUCGCUCUUUAUUAUAAUGAAUAACGACAACUUAAACAUCUGCACAAAGAAAGUCUUGCAACGACAACAACAAAAAUAAUAAUAAUCCCAUGCGAUCAUCUACAUAAAUUCUACACAUGGAUUUUUUUUAGGAGCUGUGACCAUCCAAAACAGUGCCAUUUUUAGCCAUUUGCUGCUGACGUUUACAGAAGCUUCAAAUAGCUUCCGUUUCACUCUGGUAGUGAUUGGACUGUCCUGUGCCGUGCAGUGAGCUAACGCGCUGACUGUGGAGCACAAGCCCGACAUUCUUCACUUCAAUGGAGGAACAGCCCAAAGAUCGGGCACAAGACAGGCAGCACCACCACAACGGAGAGGACCGGAGCUCCAUCCAGCGCACGGCGUGUCUGAAACAUGAUCAGAGCCAGUUCCAGUGCCAGCAUCAGGAAACGCAGGCGAAGAAAACAGGCAGUAAAAAUGUAAACAUCAGCGAYGAGGACGGGGAGAAAAAUCCACACCUGCCCUACACUGUUGGUAUGUCCCAUUCCUCCAGCAGCAAUGGUAAUAGACACAURAGUAACCCAAAUGUGAAGCAGAAAGGGCCGCAGAAGCACUACACCUCUGUUCAGAAAGUGAGCAGCAAAUUCUCUGAGCAUAAGAAGAAUAUGGACUUAAAAAUUGACAAGGAGAAGGCGCUGGAAUUGAGUCAUUAUGAGAUUCAGCCUUCAGACAGGAAAGACUCUGCUUUGCUUCAGAACGGGCUUGUGAAUUGUGGCCUCAUCACUAACGGCUAUUCCAGUAAGGACAAUGACGGAAGCGGCUCCGAAGGAGGAUACACCACCCCGAAGAAACGAAAGAGCAGAUGCGGCAACACCAAGAGUGCCGAUAAUGUGACGAAAGACAAAGAGAGAGACAUGCAGCCCCGCAACACUACGCAGGAGCCGGGGGCCUCGAGUGUCGAGACGCCCGAGAAAGGAGCAGCGUCCAGACUCGACGGCUUCCGGUCCGGCUACAAAGCAGAAGCUCAGAUGACGGCUAAACGGGCCGUCGCGUCAGAGACUUCAGUCGCCGAAGCUCAGAGGAAAACCUCUGAAGGUAAAGCAGCUGGCACGUUUGGUAAGAAAGCGGAGGAAAAGCACAAGGGCAAGCUUUCCUCACCUUCAAAAGAGGACUCGUGGACUUUGUUCAAGCCCCCUCCUGUAUUUCCUGUGGACAAUAGCAGUGCUAAAAUAGUUCCCAAGAUCAGUUAUGCAAGCAAAGUAAAAGAGAACCUCAAUAAAGUAGCUCAAGGCGGAGGAGAGGCAGCGCCUCCCCCUGUGAGACUGUCCCAGGUCCCCAUGUCUGCUAUGAAAACUAUCACCUCUGCUAGCUUUACUAACGGUCCUGUUCCUGGGAACGGGAACGGCUGCCCGUCCAUGGGCACCUUCUUUGCUCCUGCUGCUAGUUGUGUUCAAUCAGCCCCGUCUGUCCCAAGUGGCGAGAAUGUAGCAUCUUCUUUGGAAAGUAGCUGUAGCUCUACGACGAGUCCCGUAGACGGCGAGGCGAGUGAGCUCAGAAAGUGUACUGUUUUAAUCUACCCUUUAAAUAUGCAACCCGUGCUCCCGAGCGCUCGUCACCUCGACCCACCGGCUGCUCAGACAAAUCAGAAAGCCCUGGGGGACAUCUUCCAGAACCAGUGGGGGCUCUCCUUCAUCAACGAGCCCAACCCGGCCCUCGACGGAGGGAACGGGUUUGUGCCUGCCGAGGACCAGACUUCUGUGACUUCUCACAACGGGAGUCAGGCUGUCCCAGCCAAGGUUGCCCAGCCCCUCUUUGACAUUAGCCCAUUUCUAGAAGCCGAAGCUUUUUCUCAAGAAGCGGAGAAAAGGACUUGUGCCCCCUGCCAAGUAUCCAGUGUUUGCUCUCCUGCUAGCACGGCGAGCGAGGAGGAGACCAAGCUGCAGCCAAGUGUCCAGGAAAAGACGAAAGUGGAGCUGAAGGGAGUGGGUUCUUCUCUGCUGGCCCCCAGUAAAGACAACGGUGCUAAGCCUGCAGUGGGCCAGCAGACCACUGUGCUGUUCGGUUCCUCUAAAGAACAGAUCCACCCAAAAGACGUUGGCAGGAGGUCCAGCUGGGGUUCCUUUGACCUUAAAGCUGCCGUCACCUAUCACACUAAAGAAAUGGAAUCCAUUUUCAACUUGCAAAAACAAGAUCCAAAAAGAAUAGUGUUUUAUGAUGAGACCAAGGACGGACCUGAUCAGUGAGGUAGAUCAUCUCCAGUGCUUACUGUCUUCUCCUCUGGGUGCUGCAGUUAUAUACCUUGGAAAAAGUAAAAGAAAAAAACAACAAAAAAAACCCCACACACAAAAAAAAACAAAUCCCGUCGGAUAAAGUGACAACUGUGAAAACACUGAUAGCUAAGCAUGAUUUUCCUUGGAAACUCGGGUUUAUUGAAACUUUUUUUUUUUUUUUUUCCUUUGGGAGCGCACCAGACAAAACACACACACACACUCUGGAUGGACGUUAAAAAGGAGUUGAUCGGUGCCUCUCCAACACGAUGAAUGGACCUUAACGACUUCUAGCUGUGGUAGUCCUCGUCUCAUGGCUUUUAAGGGAUAAUGUUCGGGAGUUCACCAAGGCAGGUGUCUCGGACCGCACCUCCUUAAGCCUUUAUCCUGUCGAACUGUUGGGAUGCCUCCGUCGGUUUCUUUCUUCACUCAUUCAAAUGAGUUCACUGUAGAUACGUUGGACGUUCCACACACAGAUCUACGCUUGAAUUAGUGGUGAAGGAAAGGAGACGAUUGUUAAAGAAAUGCCUUCUGAGUUGUAGAGUAAAAGGUGUUUUGCAACCCUGUUAAGGCGGCAGUGGACGUUUGUGAGGCUCCAUCUGGGAUGGGAGAAUCUUGUCUUAAAACUCUAGAGGAAAAAACUACUCGGAACCCUGAAAUUUUCUAUGUACCGCAGUUUUUAUGCCGUUUCAGCUGACCUAACACAAGUAUUAUUUGCAUCGCUGUUAGACCCCAGAGCUAAGGUACUGAAGUGCCAAAUUUGAAGGAAAACCACGCCCCUUUACGACGUUUGUUCAGUUGGUGUGCUGAAAGGUUUUAACAUCGGGUCUCCGUUAAACUGUUUCUGUUGAAGCCUUCACUACAUUUCACUUUAGACGGUCAUAAAUUAUCAAAAAGUUUCUUUAAAUUCAAAAUCAUGCACACUUUUUUUUUUUCCAGAGUUUAGGAACAAACAAGUAUUGCUUCUGAUUGGCUGUUCUGUUUUAUUCAGCUGCAACACUCAGGAUAUCUCUACAAACAUUUUCUGUUCAGUUAAAGAAAAAUUGUUUCAUUUUACAUUUGUUUUCCUAGCAUGUUUUUUUCACUCAAUGACUGUUUUUUUUGUUUAGUUUUUUUUUCAUUUGCCCCCAUGUUUACUGGUAUACUUGAGUCCCUUUUCAUUGCCACAGAAACACAAUAACUCAUUUAUCGCAACCUCCAUCUUAGGUCUCAAACUAACCGCUUUGUCAAAAAAAAAAAAAAAAAAAAAACGGAAACUGUGUCAGAACGUUCGAAGGAGGUCUUCAAAGUUUUCACAAGCCGGUGUGCAAUACCUCCAUUUAAAAUGAGUUUUGUUGAGCUACAAAAUCCUCAACUGAGAUGCUUACGUAGCCUGCAGUUUAGUUUUUCAAAUCUGUUUCGGUUGCAUUUACUCUUUUGUUGCACAUUUUGAUUCUUCACUUGUAAGGUUUGACUACAUCUGGUGAUUCUAGGAGAUGGAUUUGGUCAGCUGGGACAGCUCCAGGAAAGGACGUCACAAAGGAGCUGAGAGUGGGGAAAGUGGGUGGGCUCGGUGGGGGGGUGGGUCCUCUUGUCUAGAAAAUCUAAUUUGGUUUAUUAAUCGUGAAUUAAUAGCACUUUAUGUUAAAUUACCUUUAUCUUAACUAGAGAAAAUUUAUAUGUAACACUAGAAAUACUCCUUAAAAGAAUGGCUCUGGGCUGUUACUUUUCAGAAAAAAAAUAAAUAUAUAUAUAUAUAUAUAGUUGCUAAAUACAGAAUUAUUAAAUAUAACUCAGGUAGUGUUGAUGAAGCCAUGAGUAUAUUCAAUGUUUUCUUUUUUUUUUUUGCCAAUUGGCCCCCUGUCAUGUAAUGUUCUCAUACUGGAAAUGCUGAAUUGGAGUCCUACUGCUGUCUCAUACGAUACUCUGAAAACACACCAAAUAACUUACCUGUGACUAAGGAUGUCAGUUUCACUUUGGGCUCAUGUUGUGGGAUUUUAUCUGCUUAGAAAGCACAUAGCAUCUCCGCUCUGUUGUCUUUGGCUGUAACAGUAAUCAUCUGCUUGUUCAUUUCCGCCUCCUGUGUUUUCUUCCUAUCCUCCUAACAGGCCUGAGUGCUUCUUUCUACCGUUUCCUCAGCAGAAUGUGGAAUUUAGUGUACAAGUUGGAUUCCCAUUUUACUUCCAUACACAGAUUUAGUUUUUUUUUUUUCUUUCUUUUUUUCUCAGCCAGUUUUUUUUUUUUUUUUGUGCGGCGUCCGACGUCCAUCUUGUCUGGGCCUGUAUCAAAAUGCAACACAGUCGUAAAAGGGUUUCCUGACGUCGUCAUAGUGAUUUAUCAGAAAGUGCUCUCCAGUAGCAGCACUGCCCCUCUCCCACCUGUUGCUGCAUACUGCUGGUCAAUUAGUAGAAAUCUGGGGCUUACACUCACAAGAAAGACGUAUUUUGUUUUGUAGUUUGUUUUUUUGCAAAUCUUUACGGUUGUAAAAAAUAAAAUAAAUAAAAGUCAAAUUUACCUUUUUAAACGGGUAGUUUUUAAAUGAGAAUAAAUUUUUUUUUUUUUGUUUUUAAAUUGAAGAUAUUCAAUUUAGUGGAUGGUUUCUGCCUAAAUACCAUGCCGUGAUGUGAAGCUCAUAGCGGCCCAUACYUGAUGCUGCUCUCCUACUGAGGACGACUGAAUCUACUCUGACAAAUAACCAAACAAAAAAAAUUGCAAUUGAACUGCGUUUAAUCCGGUAGCAUUACCUUGUGUUUUUGUUUWUUGUUGKKUUUUUUUUUAUUAUUUGUAACUCUCAUCUUGCUACAGUUUAGUUUAAUCUGACUGCACAUAAAUCCCUSGGCAAAUUAACACAAUCAGGUUGACKCUAAAUGGUUCAGACUGAAGCUAUUAAAAAUUGUGCAGAGUUUUCUGGGCAUAAAUGUAGGUAAGCAGGGUGAUGGAAAGUGUUUUUACUGUAGUACAAUGAAUUUACCCCUUUUUGUUUUUUAUUCCUCUUCUCUCCCUCCCCUUGUUUUUUUUUUUUGUUUUGUUUUU
Poecilia reticulata (guppy) is the source of this 5279-nucleotide messenger RNA. RefSeq names its product nuclear FMR1 interacting protein 2 (gene nufip2). Gene Ontology annotation, cellular component: nucleoplasm; cytoplasmic stress granule. Gene Ontology annotation, molecular function: RNA binding. The record is from RefSeq and is a predicted model, not a curated record. Lineage: Eukaryota; Metazoa; Chordata; Actinopteri; Cyprinodontiformes; Poeciliidae.